CCUGAUGAGUUCCUGCACAAACUUCAUUCCACUCCACAGAGGGAGAACAUAUGUUGGAGCCUCAACACAGACGAAACAGAAAGAGAAGACUUACAAAGCUCUCGGAGUGGAAAUAUUUUUUGGGGUUGGAUUACUUCUCUCAAGUCAGGGUCUUCGUGCUUUUGUAGAUGAGUGUGUAAGAAGUGUAGAUGUAAUUGAAACUUUUUUGUAGACAUGGAUGCAUCCUUUGCUGUGAGAUCUCUGUUCCUGGCACUUGUACUCUCUCUCAGCCUAAACCAUAACUUCCUCCUAGUUCAGACUGCAAUGGACUCCUGUUAUGAUGAAGAAGGCUCUCCGAGUCGCUGCAUGCCGAAAUUUGAAAAUAUUGCUUUCAAUCGUACUGUGAUGGCAUCAAACGUGUGCGGUUCCCCACCUGAGGACUUCUGUAUGCAGACAGGCUCAACACGCUCAUGCCACUACUGUGACGCAUCAGACCCUGAUCUGAGUCACCAUACCGGCCUCCUGACAGACUUCCACAGGAAUGAAGAGCCCACAUGGUGGCAGAGCCAGUCCAUGUUUUAUGGUAUCCAGCAUCCAAAUUCUGUCAACCUCACCCUCCACCUUGGAAAGGCUUUCGAGAUAACCUAUAUACGAUUGAAAUUCUACACCAGUCGGCCGGAGAGUUUCGCCAUCUACAAGCGCACACAGGAGGACGGGCCCUGGUUGCCUUACCAGUAUUACAGCGCCUCGUGUAAGAAGACCUAUCAGAAGGAUUCAAAGGGUUACAUUCGCCCAGGAGAUGAUGAGAGGACCGCUUUAUGUACGGAUGAGUUCAGCGAUAUCUCUCCGCUCACUGGAGGAAAUGUGGCUUUCUCAACGCUGGAGGGACGGCCCAGUGCGUACAACUUUGACCAAAGCCUGGUGCUGAAGGAAUGGGUGACAGCCACUGACCUGCUCAUCUCCUUAGACAGGCUCAACACUUUUGGAGACGAGUUCUUCAAGGACGCCAAAGUGUUGCGCUCAUACUACUAUGCCAUCUCAGAUUUCUCUGUGGGUGGAAGAUGUAAGUGUAACGGCCAUGCCAGCGAGUGUGUAGAGGGGGAACACGGUGGUCUGGUCUGUUCCUGCCACCAUCACACAGUGGGCGACGACUGCCAGAGAUGUCACCCGUUCUACCAGGACAGACCCUGGGCCAGGGCCACGGGGGACUCAGCCAACGAGUGUUUGAAGUGUAACUGCAGUGGAAGGUCAGACGAUUGCGUAUUCGACAUGGAGCAGUACAGGAGCACUGGCAGUGGGGGGCGCUGUGUGAGCUGCAGAGACAACACUGAUGGGCCCCAUUGUGAGCGCUGUAAAGGGAACCACUACAGGAAAUCUGCUGAGGAACACUGCCUGCCCUGCAACUGCAAUAUUAAUGGUUCAGUGGGUCUGCAGUGUGAUGUUGAAGGAAGGUGUGCAUGCCGUGUUGGCGUGACAGGAGAGAAAUGCGACACAUGCCAGGCUGGCUUCCAUUCCCUUGGCCCUGGUGGCUGCAGGCCAUGUGAGUGUGACCCCAGCGGCAGUUUGGACGUCUGCUCUCCUUUGGAUGGACGAUGUCAUUGUAAGAUGAACGUGGAGGGCCAGAGCUGUGACAGAUGCAUACCAGGCUUUUUCAACCUGCAGCCAGAAAACGAAGCAGGCUGCCUGCCGUGUUUCUGCUUCGGACACUCGCUGGCCUGCUACUCGUCCAAUCACUACACUGCUGUCAACAUCACCUCUGAUUUCACUGAAGAUCAGGAUGACUGGGUGGGCAAGUUCUCUGCAGGGCAGGAGUACCCCCUGCUGUGGAAGGAAGGGGAAGUCUACCUCCUGCCUCUAACAGAGGAAGACAUCGGCUUCUACAAAGCCCCUGAGAAAUUCCUGGGUCACCAAGCCUUCAGCUACGGCCAGCUCCUCUCCAUCACCUUCACCUCCGAGGCGGUCGAGCUGCUCCCCGACCAUGUCACCCUGUUCCUCCGUGGCUCCGGGAUCACCCUGUCAGCGGAUCUUUCACCCCAACGGGUGCUCGACUUUGAACCCGGCCUUGCACCGCGGCACUCAUUCAUUGUCAGACUUCACGAAAAUGAAAGAAGAUUUAAACCGUCAUUGUCUGCCUUUGAGUUCCAACAUCUCCUAUACAACGUGACAGCCCUCAGCAUUAGCAACGCAGGAGGACACAACUAUACAUCCCAGCUUGCAAAGAUAACCCUGACCACUGCUGUCAUCUCAUCUAGUCCAGCUGACCCUCCUGCCCCAUGGGUGGAAUCUUGUUCCUGUCCCUUGGGUUAUGCAGGCCAAUUCUGUGAGCAAUGUGCUCCGGGAUUCACUUGGGAAAUCCCUGGCAGGGGGCCCCUCUCUACAUGUGUGCCUUGCAACUGCCAUCAGCAUGGCACCUGUCAUCCAGAAACAGGUGUGUGUGGGUGCUCAGACUUUACCACCGGAAAGACCUGCGAGCACUGCCUGGACGGUUACUUUGGCAACGCUUUGAUUGGCACACCUGGUGAUUGUCAGCCCUGCCCUUGCCCGGACCAAACCAGCUGUGCUCAAAUUGCGCACACAGGGCAGGUGGUCUGUACCAACUGCCCCGCGGGACAGACAGGGAUUCGCUGUCAGAUGUGUGAAGAUGGUUACUAUGGAGACCCCCUGGGACGGUCUGGCCCUGCCCGAGCAUGUGUGAGAUGCGAGUGCAACGGCAAUGUGGACUUCAACGCCUUGGGGACAUGUGACCACGUCACGGGGCGAUGUCUGAAAUGUCUCGGACACACCGAAGGAGAGCACUGUGAACGCUGCCAGCGGGGUUAUUACGGCGACGCCCUGAACCAGACAGUUAGGCAGAAGUGCAAGCCAUGUGGCUGCAACCCUGCCGGAACAUCUGGGCAUAUAAAUGAAUGCCACCCUGAGACAGGAGGCUGUCAGUGCCUCGGCCAUGUGACUGGUCGAGAUUGCAGUUUUUGUGAAGUUGGCUUCUUCAACCUCCAACCACGUGUAGGAUGUGAAAGGUGCAAGUGCAAUCCGAUUGGCUCCACGUCUGUUGCGUGUCAUCCAGUCACAGGGCAGUGUGUGUGUAACGCAGGAGUGGAGGGGAGACUUUGUGAUUCUUGCCGUGUGGGCUUCUUUGGAUUCUCCUCACGAGGUUGCAGAGCCUGCAACUGUGACCCAAUGGGCUCCAUCUCCAUGCAGUGUCACAGCAACGGCACCUGCCACUGCCGCCAGGGUUUCGUAGGUUAUAAGUGUGACCAAUGUGAGUUGAACUAUUUCCACAACAGAGCCACACAUCAGUGCGAGGAAUGCCCGGUUUGCUACAGCCUUGUGAAGAAACAGGCGGAAAAGCUGAGGACUCGCCUGCAAGAUUUGGAGAAGCUCCUGGCCAGCUUCGAUUGCCGGGGUAGAUCUGGGAAGCAGCACCACCUGCUGAAGUAUCACAUGGCAAGGCUUCACGAGCAUGAGCACCAGAGGGAGGAUACUCUCCCAAACGCUCUGGAGGAUUUUCUCGCCUUCCAAGAAGCACGGGAGGCCUUCAUAAAACAAUUUUCCUUGCUGGAAGCUUCAACAGGCACACUCCUGGCUCAGCUCUAUGGUAUUACAUCUACUUUGAACUGCAGCAUCAGCAUGACAGAGGAGGAGAGGGAGGAGAGCAGAAAGGAUGGAGGGAGCAGGGCCGUGUGUCAAACCUUCACGGAGACUUUUCUCAUGAUCCGAGCGUCUCAGAAACAGCUAAAGCAGGCAACACUGGACCUGGACAACAUGAUCAUUCCUUUUGAGUUGGAGGCAGGACCGAACAAAUGGAACAUGAUGGUCAAUGACUCACAGGUCCUCAUGAAAAGUCACAGAGGAACAGCCGAGCACAUUGAGGACGUAGCCAGCAGGGCCGUUCAAGCCUCAAAGCAGACCUUCAGUUUCCUGAUGGAUCUGCUGCAGGACAACUCCACAGAGGAGUACAUCAGGAGCCUAACGGAGCAAUUAAAACAAAUACAGCAGCAGAAGGAGAACCUAACAGCACAGGUGAAUGAUACCGUGGCCAAACAUCUGGCCCUGGAAAUGGAAGAUGCAGGUUUAAAGCUCGCCCUGGGUGACAUCACAUUAUCCUUUCAUCAGCUGGCUCUUACAGACGCCAGCUCAUCACCAGAGCUGGCCCGAUCGCACCUCAACCAAACACAUCCCACAAACCACACAGGAGAGUGGGGCGAAGAACUAAUAAAACAGACAGAGGAGCUAGACCGACAAAUCCAGACUCAAGACGAUCUCAUCAGUAAGAUCCGAGGGGAGUCAGAGCCUCUAAGACAGACUACCAAUGACAAAAUAGAGACGAUGGUGAAUAACAGCAGUAAGCUACAUGCUCGCACUGAAGGGGCCAAGGUCAUGGCUUUGUCGUCCGUGGUGGCGGGGAAAGAGAUGGAAUCAGACGCAAUCACCCUGCACAGGGAACUAGAGUACAUGGUGAAGGAUUGGCCCCAACGUCAGGCCCAGACUCGAGCUGCGGUGAAAAAGGAAAAACCCCUGGAGGACAAAGUUCUAGCCGAUGUCAGGAAAAAGGUGUCCCAGAUUGAGAAGAUGCUAAAACCAGCGCUGGAGAACUCCAGCCUCUCCAGCAACACCUCGAAGGAGGCGGAGCUAACAGCACGUGCUGUGGCCAAGGAAUCCAAAGCCAUUCUGACCCAGGCCAAGCAUACCAGGACGUCCUCUGCUCACCUGAGCUCCCAUUUAGACUCUGCUUUACGCCAUCUAGCAGAACAGGAGACGCUAACUGACUUAGCAAACGCCCAGAUCACCUCAGAGCCUGAGGUUUCUCUGUCCAUGGUAAAGGAAGACAUGGAAGCAGCCAAGCUCCAGUUAAAAGCCUUUUCUGUUACACUUACUGAGCUUAUCAGCAAAAUUGACGGGAGCGUGCCGCAGGAGAGAUUUGACCGGAUCUUGGAUGAGACAGCGCGCCGUCUGAGCAUGCUCCGAGGCAGUGUUGAAAGCCCUACGCUCGGCUCUAAGAUCCACAAGCUCCAGUCUGCCGCUAAGGAGCAACAGAGCCGGAUGUCCCUUAUUGAACAGGACUUACAGGAGAUCAGGGAGGAGAGAGACAGUCUGAGGGACAUUGCCUUAAACCUGCCUCAGUCCUGUCCUCAGGCCACAGGAGCCGGCAAAGGCUAGAUAUUAGAGUCAUUGAUAAGACAGCUGAACAUCAUAAUGGUCUGGGAGGUUUCUUUUCUAUUAAAAGGCGCUGUGGUCAUUGUGUUAUUCUGCUUCAAAAGAGAUAUUUAAUAUCCUUUCUCUUAACAUCUUUUCCUCCCAGGCACAAUUUAUUUUACCUCUACACAUUUCCAACAAAAGCAACAGACAUAUCCUCUGUCUCCAAUGAUUUAUACCUAAUCUCCCUUCUGCAUUUUUCUGCAAUUUCUCUCUCCCACUUUCUUUUUCAUCAACAACAUCAGAAGUUUAAUUUCACCGUGAAUAAUAACCAGCCGAUCGGAGCUGCUGGAGUGCACUGUCAAGCUUAAAAGAAUGCUGAUGUUCCUCUGUGGGUGUAAAAGGUGUGUCUGAGAGCUCCUCCAUUCUGACACUUUCAUUUACACUUGAGCUCUUUUUCAUCAGCCCUACUUAAUUAACAAUUAGUCCUCAUGCCCUCGCUGGGGUUCAGGUCAGGCGUUUACAGCACACUACCUGUGUUUGGGAUCCUUACUGUGCCUACCUCUCUGUUUUCAAGGUUCCUCUUUUUUUCUUUUUCUCCGUCUCACUUUAGAAUUGUUAAAAAAAUUCCUUGUUCAUUUGACUACAGCUGUCACAGCUUCUCGUGACCAAAAUGUAAAUGCUCACUAGCUUUAAAAUGUGAAUCUUAUAUUGACAAGACUCAUGAUGUGAUUGUAUAAGAGGAGAUCUGCUUUUUUCUGUUUUUAAAGAAGCUGAAAACUGAUCAAAAUUCAGAAUCAGUCAUCAACAAGAUCCAGUUACACAUGUUAUUUUCCUUGUUAUAAUUUGGACCAUGUUUUCAAUGUGUAAGACCUUCAUAGAAACAAUUUCAGAAUAAAGUAUAAUUGAAAAGGUAAUUUUUCAUUUAAAAAUAUCCCUUUUUUAUUCUCAUUUUUAAUCAUUAAAGAGUGGAAUGGAAUGGCAAUGAAAAAGCUUCUCACGGCCAAACAUUUUCUGAUGAUGGUAUAGGAAUUGUAAGAAGUAAAAAAAAAAUAAAAAAAAACGAUCAAACAAGUUAUUACAUCCUUGGAAAAAGUGUAUGUGGUAUGUUUACUUUUAAAAGCUGAUAUUAGCUGUACAACCAAAGAGCUGAGUUUUUUUGACAUAUUAAACAACUUAAUUUCCUUUAACUAAAUGUAGCAAAGAAAGAAAUUCAGAGUAUUAAACAUAUGUCAUACCAUU
Molecule: messenger RNA, 6354 nt
Organism: Labrus mixtus (cuckoo wrasse)
Lineage: Eukaryota; Metazoa; Chordata; Actinopteri; Labriformes; Labridae
Gene: lamc3
Product: laminin, gamma 3
Exons: 28
Coding region: 214-5136 (1640 amino acids)
Source: RefSeq, a predicted model, not a curated record